Botrytis byssoidea is the source of this 195-nucleotide messenger RNA. RefSeq lists its product as uncharacterized. The coding region runs from base 1 to 195 and encodes 64 amino acids. The transcript has 2 exons. NCBI's taxonomy places the organism in Eukaryota, Fungi, Ascomycota, Leotiomycetes, Helotiales, Sclerotiniaceae. The record is from RefSeq and is a predicted model, not a curated record.
AUGGUUUGGGGUUUGGAGUUCUGGAGGUAUUGGGGGGUGUAUGGUGAAGGUGAUGGUGGAGGUGGAGGUGGAGGUGAAGGUGGAGGUGGAGGUGAAGGUGGAGGUGGAGGUGAAGGUGGAGGUGGAGGUGAAGGUGGAGGUGGAGGUGAAGGUGGAGGUGGAGGUGAAGAAGUAUGUGGAUUGAAUGAUGGAUAA